AUGACAAGCCCUCACUCAUCGCCUUCAACGCCUGAAAUUGGGAGAAUCAAAUCAUGCCCCCCCUUUGUUCCAGCUUUGAUAAUUGUCGAUCUCCAAGAAGACUUCUGUCCUCCUAAUGGGUCGCUCAUUGUUCCCAAUGCUCGAGACAUUAUUCCUAAAAUCAACCAGCUACUCGAUUACCCCUUCAUCGUCAAGGUAGCUACCAAAGAUUCUCAUCCAAAGACGCAUAUAUCUUUCGCUUCAAACCAUGUCGGGAAAUCAGCGUUCUCCGAUUCUUUCACUCAGUCCGACCCGAUGAAUCCAAAUGAAAAAUACUCUAUUAGGUUAUGGCCCGAUCACUGCGUGAAGGGAACCCCAGGAGCUGAUCUUGUCCAUGAGUUGGCUACCGCAAAAAUCGAUAUCUUAAUUGAAAAGGGUACAGAUGAGGCAUCUGAGAUGUAUUCUGGCUUUUAUGACAUGUGGGGUCGUGGAAGCGACCUAUUAGGGGUGCUCAAGGCGAAGAAUGUCACACACGUAUGGGUCACGGGGCUGGCCUUGGAGUACUGUGUAAAAGAGACAGCAAUUCACGCUGCUCGCGAGGGCUUUGAGACCGUGGUUGUGCGGGAGGCCACGAAAGCGAUUGAUGAUACGCAUUGGGCCAAAGUCACAGACGAACUCGCUCAGUCAGGCGUUCGUGUGGUGAGUGACGUUGAUGAGAAGUCAUCGACCUUUGAUAUGAGUUGGGGUACACCUAAAUCGUUCGGUUGA
Molecule: messenger RNA, 747 nt
Organism: Blumeria graminis f. sp. triticale
Lineage: Eukaryota; Fungi; Ascomycota; Leotiomycetes; Helotiales; Erysiphaceae
Source: the annotation of a GenBank genome assembly